Molecule: messenger RNA, 2163 nt
Organism: Drosophila busckii
Lineage: Eukaryota; Metazoa; Arthropoda; Insecta; Diptera; Drosophilidae
Product: fatty-acid amide hydrolase 2-B
Exons: 6
Coding region: 296-1897 (533 amino acids)
Source: RefSeq, a predicted model, not a curated record
AAUUCCAUUUCAAUUCGAAAUACGUAUUUAAGUUAAUUUUUUGUCAAUUAUGGACUAAGUACUUGAGGAACGGCGACGCGUUCGUAGUUCGCAACCAGAUGUGAUAGCGUGCGGCAGACAGAACCUAAUACAGAGCUAAGCAACAACUAAGCGAUUCACUUUUUAUUAGACAGAACGCGAGCAAAGUAACUUCAACCCAGUUCCGGAAGCUCAAAGUGCGCGCGCAAUCGACGCAUACGCGAACGAAUUUGAAUUAAUUUCAGAGACACCUGUUGACCCCGCUAGAGACAGUAAAAUGGAUUUUUUGCUGCGUUUAAUUGGGUUCUUGGUAACAUGGAUUGGCAUGACUGUAAAUAGAUUACUAGAUAUAUUCAUGCUUGCGCGCAAGAGUCCGGACUAUCCGCCUAUAACGAAUCCGCUGCUGACCAAAUCGGUUAUUGAGCUAAGUGCAGCAUUGCGACGUGGUCAGCUUACAUCAGUUAAGUUGGUUAACGCGUAUAUAGCACGUGUAAUUGAAGUCAAUCCCUCGCUGAAUGCGGUUAUUGAAGAGCGUUAUGAUGCGGCACUGAAAGAGGCGCAACAUGCGGAUGAGCUCAUAACUAGAGCAAGCACGGAAUACGAUCGCGUGGCGCUGUUCACACGUUAUCCACUGCUGGGCAUACCCUUCACCGUCAAGGAAUCGUGCGCACUUAAAGGUCUCUCCUUUACGGUGGGCAGCGUUCUGCGCAAGGACAUGAAAGCGCCUAUGGAUGGCGAAGUGGUUGCAUUAAUGCGCGAAGCUGGCGGCAUACCCUUGUUAGUCUCUGCCACGCCUGAGUUCUGCAUGAGCUUGGAAACCAACACAAUUGUCAAUGGCCGCUGCGUCAAUCCGUAUAACUUGGCACGCACCUCAGCGGGCUCGUCCGGGGGCGAAGGCGCCUUAAACGGUUGCGGUGCCACAACGUUUGGCGUGGGCUCUGACAUCAGCGGUUCAAUACGGUUGCCAGCUAUGUUUUGUGGCGUUUUUGGGCACAAGCCCACUGGUGGACUCACCUCAGUCAAAGGUCACUUUCCGUACUCUCUGACGGAUCCAAAUUUCAACUACUAUCUGCAGCUUGGACCCAUAACACGCUUUGCACGUGACAUGCCGCUACUGCUAGAGAUUAUGGCGGGCGAUAAAAAGCAGCAAUUAAGAAUGAGUGAGCAGGUGCCGCUUAAGGAAAUCAAAAUCUACUAUGCAUAUGGCUACUCAGGACUGAAUGCGCUAACACAUCCCAUUGUGGAUGACGACAUAAAGAUUUCACUGAUGCGUGCUGUUAAAUGUUUCGAGCAAGCUGGUCUACACACUGAGAAGCUUGAUCUUAAAUUCCUGAAGAAUUCCAUGGAAGUGUCUUUAGCUGGUCUGAUUGAUUUGAAGGGUUUUCCCAGCAUUGUUACGCAGCAAUCAGAUCGUUUUCCAAAGAUGCGUAUGCUCAUUGUGGAGAUGUUCAAUAGCAUCAUUGGUCACUCGCUUUUUACCAAGGAGGCGAUGUUUGCGGAGCUAAUGCAUCGAUUGCAUGGCUUCAUGUCUAACAGCAAUAAGGAAAAGUAUCUUCGGGAGGCCGCUGUAAUUAAAGCACAUCUGACUGAACUUUUGGGUGAUCGUGGUGUGCUGUUCAUGCCCACAUUCCACACCACCGCCUUGGCCUUUCACACUACGGCGCUGAACCUCACUGGCGUCGACAAUCUCUUGCUCUUCAAUGUGCUUGGAUUUCCAGCUACACACGUGCCAAUGGGCUUAAAUUCACAAGGCAUGCCUGUAGGAUUUCAGGUUAUAGCAGCGCCCUACCAAGAUAGGCUUUGUCUUCAAAUUGCUGCCGAAUUGGAGGCCGUCUUUCAUGGUUGGGUGCCGCCGCUUAAACACCAAUUUAAUGACUAAAAACAGUAACAGUUUUUUAGCAAUUUUAGGGAUACGGUUAGAGUUUAUCUUAAAAGAAACAGACUUUAAAUAAAGUUGAACACAGUUGAAUUUAAAUUCGAACCAAAAAGUAUCGAUUCUAUUUCGAUAAGCAGUUAUCAACUGAAAGCCCUUAAUGUUAUGUUACGUUAACGUAAUGUUAAAUGCCUGUUAGGUGGCGCGCGCUUUAAUUUUUAACACGCUGUCAUCCACUAUAUGAAAAAGUAAACAAGAGCAACAAGUGUAAA